CCUUUUGUUGCUCAAUUCAAUUUAGCUCUUUUUUCCCUACGUAUUCAACGUUAAUAUUAUUAUUAUUUCUCUCUUUUUGAAAUUCAGAUAAAAAAUUACACAUACUUUUAAAUGCUACUGGAUCAGGAUGAGUUUUUAAAGGCGCUUCCAAGACUGUUUGAGGCGACCAAGGAGAAGGGCGGCGUGACACUAACGAUUAAGCGGUUUGAUUAUCAGGGCAAGAAACAGGAACGGCAGAAGAAGAGGGCAGCGCAGGGAACAGACGAGGAUGCCAUGCGGCUUCUUGUUGAUAAACUCUCCCUAGACGAAAACGAGUACGCGACGCUAGUCCGGGCAGCCACAGAGACGAAGAAGAUCAGCAGCCUGGUUGCGCCGGCUGACUUGGACACAUUUUUGGCACGGUAUCAUGGACUCAUGCUCGUUAACGCCGACAGCAUGAAGCGGAAGGAGCGCUUGAGGAAAAAGAAGGCUGCGAUUAAGCGUCACGCUACGCAAAAAGCCCGGUCCAAGGCCAAGAAGGGAACCGGACAGACCAAGACCAAGACCAAGACCAAGACUGCAUCGGUGGCGAUGGUUUAAGAGGUCCAAUUUUUCAUAUUGGUAUUUUAAAAAGAA
Kickxella alabastrina is the source of this 615-nucleotide messenger RNA. RefSeq lists its product as uncharacterized. Gene Ontology annotation, biological process: SRP-dependent cotranslational protein targeting to membrane. The coding region runs from base 112 to 579 and encodes 155 amino acids. Gene Ontology annotation, cellular component: signal recognition particle, endoplasmic reticulum targeting. Gene Ontology annotation, molecular function: endoplasmic reticulum signal sequence receptor activity; 7S RNA binding. NCBI's taxonomy places the organism in Eukaryota, Fungi, Kickxellomycota, Kickxellomycetes, Kickxellales, Kickxellaceae. The transcript has 3 exons. The record is from RefSeq and is a predicted model, not a curated record.